Doryrhamphus excisus (bluestripe pipefish) is the source of this 2003-nucleotide messenger RNA. It is a transcript of the gene duoxa, whose product is annotated as dual oxidase maturation factor. Gene Ontology annotation, cellular component: endoplasmic reticulum membrane. Gene Ontology annotation, biological process: protein transport. The record is from RefSeq and is a predicted model, not a curated record. Lineage: Eukaryota; Metazoa; Chordata; Actinopteri; Syngnathiformes; Syngnathidae.
ACGCGAUCCUGUAGGCACACACACCAAUCAGGUAGUGCAAAUCCAGCUUUAUUUUUUUUUAUUGAUUUAUUUUAUUGAUUUAUUUUAAGUUACCUACGGCUCCACGUUUAGGACACCCUAAACUGUUGUACCAUCCAUCAAAGCGAGGAACCUCCCAUGUUAAUGCACAAAGUGAAUCUGUUGCAAAUGGUAAUGAGUUGUUAUUAUUAAUUUUAUGUGUAACUGGUAAACAUGUCUACUCACCGACAAGAAGCAGCAAGCCAAACACUGCACUCACACUCCAAACGCGCUUACGCAAAUCCAUUGAUGCAGAGAAACUCCUGAGUUCAGUCUGCAGGCAAAGAGUUGUGAAGAACCCCUGAAAAGUGCAGGACCUCCUUCAUCUUCAAUGGUCACUUACUGACUGUUAUCACGUGUUUCCUUGUGCUUACAUUGAGUCUACUUCUCAUUCUGCCUGGAAUUCGAGGAAAGUCGCGCCUUUUCUGGAUGUUGAGAAUCAUUUUGAGCUUGUUUGUAGGUUCUGUAAUUGUGGCGCUCAACUUUACUGACAACUGGGCUGAGGCCCGGAUGACCACAAAUGCUACCUACAAGUCUUUCAGCAAUGCAGUGGUUCAUGCGGAGAUUGGCUUGCAUGUCGGACUGUACGGAAUUAAUGUUACACUAAAAGGGAAACCUGUCAUCCAGUUCAAUGAGACUAUCGACUACAACGAGAUGUUCACCUGGCGUGACACCAUCGAGGAGGAGUACAAGGAAGCAUUGGAGAAAGGUCUACCCAACCCCAUCCUGUACAUUGCAGAGAAAUUCACUCUGAGCAGCCCGUGUGGCCUCAUCUUUCAUUACAGACACUCCGGAAGAUAUGCGUCUGCUACUCUUUGGACUGCGUUUUGUUGCUGGAUGUUGGCCAAUAUCCUUUUCUCCAUGCCAGUCAUUUUGUAUGGCGGCUACAUGAUGUUGGCUACAGCCGCCUUCGUCUUCACAUCCUUGGCCACCUUCACCGCCAUCAUGCAUGCACCACAGUGUGUUUUCUCUAUCGGAGAAGCCACCUUUGAAACCCAGUACAGCCUUUCAUUCUGGCUGGCUCUAGCCACUGGUUUUCUGUGUGCAAUCAUCGGGGUUCUGGUGGUGAUACUGAACUUUAUGCUACCCGAGAAGAUAAACGAGGCUUUCAGCGUUUGUAUUGACAGUUAUGAAGAUGAUAUUUCUUAUGGGGAUACGUACUUGAAUUCAGCCUACCUUGAUGAAAUAAUGGUUUUACCACACACGUCGACAAAGGUCACUGAGGUCAGUGCAUCCACAUUUCAAAUUUGCUAAUUAGGUUGAAAUGAAUGGCUGCCGUGGUUAAUUUAACAAUGACGGGAGAUGAACGUUAAUACUUCAGCAGAAGAAAAUGUCAUUUGUGUUCAAAUAACUACAUUUGAAUUUGUACAAUUUCUGUACUGACAAGUGUGUGUACAGUAGAGCCCGCUUAUGUCCACAAUAUAAUCAAGUCCUGGGCCAUCGUGUGGUUCUUAUUGCUGUACAACACAAUGUCGACAUACACGGUCAACCACUAAAUGUUGAAAAUGUGUUGUAUUUCUCUUAAGAAAUAUAACAAACUUACCUCAGCAACUCUAUUAAGAGUAUGAAAUAAAAAUAUGCACAAAUAGAGGAAAAUUGUCGAAAAAAAACUGCUGCGGGUUAAAAAAAAAUCACAAGUAAAUGCCAACAAUGGCAACUUUGAGUUUUGGUUAUGAGUCACAGCUCCCUUGUGUAUGUAACUAAAACAUGCUGAUGCAGUAACUACUGUACGACCACAAUCACAAACAUACCGUAUUUAAAUGUUACUGUAACUCAAAUUACUGUGCAUCUUUUUUAUAUACAGUAGCUGUUGUAUUGUAUGCCAUUAUCUCUCAAUGUACUGUAUUAGCAGGUGUAGCUGCUAUGAAUAAUAAUAGUGUCAUUGACUUUGUAUCAUUUGUUUUGGAAAAUACAUGAGUCCAUCUCAACUAUUUUUCUGGUCUAUA